This is a messenger RNA of Sinocyclocheilus rhinocerous, 1703 nucleotides long. Its product is annotated as spondin-2-like. Gene Ontology annotation, cellular component: extracellular matrix. Bases 53 to 1057 code for a protein of 334 amino acids. NCBI's taxonomy places the organism in Eukaryota, Metazoa, Chordata, Actinopteri, Cypriniformes, Cyprinidae. The transcript has 6 exons. The record is from RefSeq and is a predicted model, not a curated record. Gene Ontology annotation, biological process: cell adhesion.
CUGUAGUGCACAUCUUCACAAACCCUGUCCUGCUGUCUACCAUCCCAGCCAGAUGUUGUCAUCAGAGGUCUUUGUUCCUGGUUGGCUGCAGCAGCUGCUGGUCGUGCUGCUCAGGUUUGUGCUGUCCUGCGCGGCCCCGGUGAACCUGACCAAUGGGAUGGAGUGCGGCGCUCGAGGACCCGCCUCUUACAUCCUGGUGUUCACCGGCCACUGGAGUCCACAGACCUUCCCCAAACAGUAUCCCUUAUUCCGACCACCUGCGCAGUGGUCCAAACUCAUGGCCGUGACCCAUAAUGAGCAGUACCAGCUGUGGCAGGAGGGGGCGCCUGCGAGCGAUGGCAUGAAGAGCUUUGCUGAGCAGGGACUCACAGUGGAUCUGGUGAAGGAUGCGAAGGAGGCGAGGAAGAGGCGAACGGUGGGGUCCAUGUACCGCACAGCCGGGAUCCCCUCUGGUAUCGGCCACAGCUCCACAGAGCUGCUCCUGACGCCCAGGACCCCACUGCUGUCUCUGAUAGUGAAAGUGAUCCCCAGUCCAGACUGGUUUGUGGGGGUGGACAGUCUGAACCUGUGUGAGGGUGGGCAGUGGAAACAGGAAGUGACCUUUGACUUGCACCCAUUUGAUGCUGGCACAGAUAGCGGCUUCACUUUCUCUUCACCAAACUUUCCAACAACACCCCCAGAAAAUAUCUCCAUGAUCUCCUCUCAAAAGCCAAACCACCCUGCAAAUUCCUUCUAUUACCCUCGGCUAACUGAACUCCCGCCUUUGGCCACUAUUUGGGUGAAGCGACAGGGCCGCACACCUGUCCGUCAACAGAACCGACUGUCCAAUCACAUCCUGCCUGACACAACCAAACUCAACAGAUUCUCAGAAACGCCGCUGGACUGCGAGGUGUCCAUGUGGUCGUCCUGGGGCCUGUGUCUGAGGCCGUGCUCUCGGGGCGGCCUGCGCCAUCGCACCCGUUACAUCCUGCUCAAACCCGCCAACAGCGGCACGCCGUGCCCCGAGCUGGAGGAGCAGGAAGAGUGCACGCCGCACAACUGCCUGGCGUAUCAGUGAUGCCGGUCACACCGCUGGCAUAGACACUUUGACGCUGUCCAAGCGGAGAGCCGAGUUUAACCUCAUGCCAAUGCUGAGUCACUGCCGCAGAAUGUGGGAGAGCCGCCCGACUGGACGUCCAGUGAGCGGCAUUGGCUCCUCUCCUCGCUGGAAAAGAGCGACUCGUAUUCUGUUAAUAGAGACUUUGAUUAUGGGUGCUGUACUCGCAGUAAUCUCAGUGUAUCUUUGCGUAAUCGCACACUAUUUUGCCAAUAUAGAUUUGUGGAAUAGAUGACUUGCAGUUACCCGACCACUGUUUUUAUCAUAACUACAUGAAAUAACAUAAGCCUUCUCCUUCUGAUCUCACAACAAUAGCAACCUUUUUGAAGUAGCUGAGGUGGGCUUUGAAUGAUUUGUAGUGGGCUUUAGAAGUCAACUAGUAGUCUAUUAGUGGUCAAAUAAGACUUGAAGACACCCUCAUACAGGCCUAAUUAUGUUCAAAAUGCAGUAUGCAUAAAGUUUACAAUAUUAUCUUGUGAGGAAUCACACAAAACUAGCUGUCAUAUGUCAUUUAUCAAAUAAGGGACCGUUUAGAUGUUGCCAGUCAAGAGUUUGUAAUCACAAAGAUUGUUUAAUGUUUUUGAAAGAAGUCUCUUAUGCUCACCAA